Messenger RNA from Heterobilharzia americana, 553 nucleotides. Lineage: Eukaryota; Metazoa; Platyhelminthes; Trematoda; Strigeidida; Schistosomatidae. The record is from the annotation of a GenBank genome assembly.
AUGAUAUCCGUCAAAACUCUUCUGUUUCUAUUUGAUAUUAUCAUUUCAAUUAAUAGUGGAUUAUGUCUAGAUAAUGGAUUGGCUAGAACACCACCAAUGGGUUGGAUGUCAUGGCAACGUUUUCGAUGUCAAAUUGAUUGUCAAGAAUAUCCAUAUGAUUGUAUUAGUGAAAAAUUAAUUCAACGUACUGCAGAUAAAUUAAUUUUAGAUGGUUGGAGAGAUUUAGGUUAUAAAUAUAUAAUAAUUGAUGAUUGUUGGCAAUCUCGAGAAAGAGAUAAGAAUACAAAUGAAAUUAUAGCAGAUCCUAAUCGAUUUCCUAAUGAUUCAGAAGCGAAGGUUGUGGUGCUUGGGCACGUUGCUGAGGGAUAUAACAGUUUGGAACGUAAGGAUAGGAAGGAGAUUUGUGAGUGAAUGACUGGAUUCGGAGUUUGACAAGCCAAGGAGCUGGCGAUAUAAAAAUUCCUGAGCACAAAACUGGCUCCAUUACAUCACCCACUUAUGUCCACUACAACCUUAUGUAUAGACGACUAGAAUAGUUUACAAUGAAGUCUAG